GCCGAUGCGAUCGGUGGUUAUUCGUUGGGAAAUCAGAAAAGUCGUGGGUUCUCCGCUAUUAAAUACUGACUCUGUGUAUUCUAUGAAAAAUAAUCGAAUGCAGUAUAAAUAAAGAAGAAUUGCCAUAAUGUCCGGAAAGAUUUCUGCGUGGCUUGCACUUUUGUGUAUCUCUGGAUUUAUACAUAAUGCAGAUUUGCGGAGCAUUCAGAAAGAGGGCUCUCAGUGCGGUUAUCAGAGCUGCCACCCCACAAAACCCAAUAUGUUGAAUGUGCAUCUGGUGGCGCACACUCAUGACGAUGUCGGCUGGCUAAAGACUGUCGAUCAAUAUUAUUAUGGCAGUGAAACCCGAAUCCAGAAGGCGGGAGUCCAAUACAUUAUCGAUUCGGUUGUGGAGGCCUUGCUGAGGGAUCCAGAGAAACGCUUCAUUUAUGUGGAAUCCGCAUUCUUCUUCAAAUGGUGGAAGGAGCAGAAACCCAAGGUGCAGGAUGCUGUAAAGAUGCUGGUGGACCAGGGAAGACUGGAGUUUAUUGGCGGUGCCUGGAGCAUGAACGACGAGGCGACGACCCAUUACCAGAGUGUGAUUGAUCAAUUUGCUUGGGGAUUGAGACUUUUGAAUGAUACGUUUGGUGAAUGUGGACGUCCGCGAGUUGGUUGGCAGAUCGAUCCCUUUGGUCACUCCAGGGAAAUGGCUUCGAUGUUUGCCCAAAUGGGUUUCGAUGGCAUGUUCUUUGGGCGAUUGGAUUAUCAGGAUAAGGAUAACCGUUUAAUGACCAAAAAUGCUGAAAUGAUUUGGCAUGGAUCGGCUAAUUUGGGAGAGGAAUCAGAUCUGUUCACUGGAGCUCUUUACAAUAAUUACCAGGCACCGGAUGGGUUCUGUUUCGAUGUUCUUUGCAGCGAUGCCCCCAUCAUUGAUGGCAAACACAGUCCGGAUAAUAAUGUGAAGGAGCGGGUCGACGCAUUUUUGGACUUUGCCCAGACCCAAUCCCAAUACUAUCGCACCAAUAAUGUCAUUAUCACAAUGGGCGGUGAUUUUACCUACCAGGCAGCUCAGAUUUACUACAAGAACCUUGACAAAUUAAUACGAUAUGCCAACGAGCGUCAGGCGAAUGGCUCCAAGGUAAAUCUACUGUACUCCACACCCUCGUGCUAUCUGAAAUCUCUGCACGAUGCCGGCAUUACCUGGCCCGAGAAGAGCGAUGACUUCUUCCCAUAUGCCUCCGAUCCACAUGCCUACUGGACGGGUUACUUCACCUCGCGACCCACCUUGAAGCGAUUCGAGCGUGAUGGCAAUCACUUCCUCCAAGUUUGCAAGCAACUCAGUGCCUUGGCUCCCAAGAAAGCCGUAGAAUUCGGACCUCACUUGAACUUCAUGCGCGAGACUCUGGGCAUCAUGCAGCACCACGAUGCCAUCACAGGAACAGAGAAGGAGAAGGUGGCCUUGGAUUAUGCAAAGCGAUUGAGUGUUAGCUUCAAGGCCUGUGGUGCCACCACCAGGAAUGUGUUGAAUCAACUGUCCACGCCGGGAAGUGCUCAGGAUCAGGAUGCGAAAUACAAGUUGGAUAUGAAGACGUGUCCCUUGCUGAACAUCACUUCCUGUCCUGUUUCCGAGGAGAAUGAUCGAUUCACUCUGACGCUGUACAAUCCUUUGGCUCAUAUUGUGAGUGAAUAUGUGAGGAUACCAGUGCCAGACACGAACUAUAAAAUCAUUGAUAAUAAGGGAGCUGUUCUGAAAGCCCAGGCUGUGCCCAUACCAUCCGCCUUGAUCAAUAUUAAGCAUAGAGCAUCGACUGCCAAGUACGAACUGGUCUUCUUGGCCACCAAUAUUCCAGCCUUGGGAUAUAGAACAUAUUACAUAGAAAAGACCGAAAGCUCUGAGGGUUACAAACAGCCUAGGCUGCUGCCCAAGAAUAAAUCCAGCGUGACAGAAAUUGGAAAUAGUAACAUCAAGUUAGGCUUCGAUACCAAUGGUUUCCUUUCAGAGGUCACAGCCGAUGGUUUAACCAAAUUCGUUAGCCAAGAUUUCCUCUUCUACGAAGGUGCCGUUGGCAACAAUGCCGAGUUCUUAAACCGAUCCUCCGGAGCGUACAUCUUCCGUCCCAAUGAGAACAAGCUGCACUUUGCCACGGAACAUGUUGAGAUUGAAGUGUACAAGGGUGACUUGGUGCAGGAGGUCCAUCAGAAGUUCAACGAUUGGAUUAGUCAGGUGGUGCGAGUGUAUGCCAAGGACUCCUUUGCUGAGUUCGAGUGGCUUGUGGGUCCGAUUCCCAUUGAUGACGGCAUUGGCAAGGAGGUUAUCACACGCUUUAACUCUGAUAUCGAAUCAAAGGGCCUAUUCAACACCGAUUCUAAUGGACGUGAAAUGAUCAAGAGGCAGAUUAAUCACCGUGAAACUUGGUCUGUGAAAAUCAACGAAGCAGUUGCUGGAAAUUACUAUCCCAUUACGACCAAGAUAGACCUGGAGGAUGACACGGCUCGCUUGGCUAUCCUCACCGAUAGAGCCCAGGGAGGCAGCUCCCUGAAGGAUGGUUCCCUGGAGCUGAUGGUCCAUCGUCGUCUAUUACGCGAUGAUGCCUUCGGUGUGGGUGAGGCUCUCAAUGAGACGGAGUACGGAGCGGGUUUGAUUGCACGGGGCAAGCACCAUCUUUUCUUUGGCAAGUCCUCCGAUCGCGAAGGUGUCUCACUGAAGGCCUUGGAACGCUUGACCCAACUGGAGAAGCUACUGCCCACAUGGAAAUUCUUUAGCAAUAUGGAGGCCUACACUGCCGAAGAGUGGCUUACUUCCUUUACAAAUGCUUUCAGCGGCGUAUCCCUCGUUCUGCCCAAGCCCGUGCAUCUGCUCACCCUGGAACCGUGGCAUGAAAACGAGCUACUCGUGCGUUUUGAGCACAUUAUGGAGAACAAUGAGGACGAGCUAUACUCCAAGCCUGUUCAGUUCAAUGUCAAGAAUGUUCUCAGUUCUUUUGAGAUCACGGGAAUGCGUGAAACCACGCUGGAUGGAAAUGCCUGGCUGGACGAGACUCGUCGCCUUCAAUUUGCUCCGGAUCCCGAGCAAGCGGCCUUCAACUCCUAUGGCACAUUUGAUGAGCCCGAUGCCAAGAGUAUCCACUUGCUGAGUGCCCAGAAACCAAUGCUGGGCGUUAAAUAUGCCGAAGAAGCCUUACCAGCCGGAGAAUUGGGUGCCCAGAGCAACCGGGUCAAGAGGGAUGUGACCUCUGAUCAAGUUAGACAGGCCAAGAGGAACCGGAAGUCCAAGGAUGAGGCAGCCAGGGCAGAUAGUGGUAGCCAAGAGUUCCUAAUCGAACUGAGUCCCAUGGAGAUACGCACUUUUAUUGUGUAUUUGAAGAAAGCUUAAAGAAAGCUAAAAGAUCUUUUGAAAUAAAUGAAUAUUCCUAAAUUAA
Messenger RNA from Drosophila serrata, 3398 nucleotides. RefSeq names its product Lysosomal alpha-mannosidase II (gene LManII). Gene Ontology annotation, cellular component: lysosome. Gene Ontology annotation, molecular function: alpha-mannosidase activity; carbohydrate binding. The record is from RefSeq and is a predicted model, not a curated record. Lineage: Eukaryota; Metazoa; Arthropoda; Insecta; Diptera; Drosophilidae. Gene Ontology annotation, biological process: mannose metabolic process.